Molecule: messenger RNA, 606 nt
Organism: Pestalotiopsis fici W106-1
Lineage: Eukaryota; Fungi; Ascomycota; Sordariomycetes; Amphisphaeriales; Sporocadaceae
Exons: 2
Coding region: 1-606 (201 amino acids)
Source: RefSeq, a predicted model, not a curated record
AUGAUUGGAAGACAAUAUGAUACGCCGGAGUUUCCCGAACACAGCUUGCUUCCGCCCAUGAAGCUAAUUGAUCUUGGCGAGGCUUACGAAGCGGGAACGCGUGCAGCCUCGGAAAACAUACACAAAGUAUCAUUGAGAAUUCUCAGCCUCAUAGCAAGGCGUCAAAUCCGCCCUCGCGAAAAGUCCACGUACAAGGAUUACGAGACCCUUGCGACAGAGAUACUGCCGCACGGGAACGGCAAGAUAUACCCAAACCUGGACAAUGAGCUGCGCGACUUGGUUGCCCAAUGUGUAUCUACCGACAGUAAAAAGCGGCCGACUCUGGAAGAAUUGCUCACGGCGACGCAGGACGGCGCCAACAAGGGUACAGAUGCAUACAAGCCGCAUGAUGCCCGAGAAAGCGAUUCUGCGAUACACGAGUUAAUGAAAAAGAUAUUAUAUGAUGCAAAUCCCGAGGAAAGGGACUCAAGCAUACCGAAUGCCGGCCUGGGCGAAGGCGGCGAUGUAGAGGGCAGAGAUUCGCCUGCUGUGGGGAGGAAAAGAAUAUUCAGCAUCGGCAGUUUGUCGGUGGGAUCUUUGCGGAUAUCAAAACGACGCAAGGCGUAG